Messenger RNA from Colletotrichum spaethianum, 897 nucleotides. Its product is annotated as isoflavone reductase IRL. The record is from RefSeq and is a predicted model, not a curated record. Bases 1 to 897 code for a protein of 298 amino acids. The transcript is spliced from 3 exons. NCBI's taxonomy places the organism in Eukaryota, Fungi, Ascomycota, Sordariomycetes, Glomerellales, Glomerellaceae.
AUGGCUUUCAAUCGUAUCGCUGUCUACGGACAUCGUGGCUGGGGCAGUUCCAGUAUAGUCGAAGCAUUGAUUUCCUCAGGGGCUUUCGUCAAAGUUUUGUACCGCCCUAGCUCAGACACCUCGAAUAUCCCUGCCCACAUCACCAAAGUUGAGGUGGAUAUCAACGACGAGGCCGCCCUGGUCAGCGCUUUGCAGGAUAUUGACAUUGUCAUAUCUCUUGUUGGACAUGAAGGUGUACAGAGGCAGCAUGCUUUCGUGAAGGCUAUACCCAAGACCAAUGUGAAGUUAUUCUCACCAUCGGAUCUUGCAGGGCGGUACGACGAGCAAGGCCUGAGGAUCGGUGUCAACAAGGGGAAAGAUGAGGUUGAGAAGGCUGCCAAGGCCGCUGGAAUCCCAACAACUGUUGUGUUGGUUGGCAACUUUGCGGAGUUUGCACUCAAUACUCCACAUCUACCAACGUCCAAAAACUCACGCGGCAUGGUGACUAGCACAAGAAAAUACGUAGCUGCAGCGUACGCAUCCAUCUUCGCCAAAACGCCAAUCUCCCAGCUCGAGAACCGGGCCGUGGCGCUCUGCGAGUUAGCGCCUACAGGAAAUGACAUCACAGGUGCACUGAAAGAAAAGUUUGGCACUGCGCCGCAAAUAUCUUCUCAUAGUGUCGAGAAGGUCAAUGGCGAGGUUGAAAAGGGACUCGAGUCUGGAAGCUUAUUCACUUUGGCUUGGUACUGCCGCAAAAUUUGGGGUACAGGUCAACAAGCUCAGAUGGUGGGCUCUGACUUCUGGGAGGUCGAAGAUUACAAGAAGGCAACACUUGAAGAUCUGGUGAUUGGGGGAAAGAUAGAGGCUUAUCGGGAGAUGCCGCCGCAGGUUGCUGAAUACUUUAGGCAGUGUUUUUAA